AUGCGGGACACUGCAGAAAAGUGCACACUGCGGAUUCCACAAAGUAGGCCCCAGCAGCUGUCAACUAUAGCUCAGAGCCCUACAUCACUGUCACCGUCAAGCUCGCUGUCGAUGCAGGCGACCACGCAACAAGCACUGCGUCAGCUUUCAGAGCUCAGCCCCCAAGCUCUGGCGAACAGCGCGCGGAAUUCGGCCAUUUGCAGCUUUAACGGCGAGGCCUCGACGGGGGCCACUGGGAAACGCUCUGCCACGCGGCUUUCAGAGCUCGAGGCACAAGGCCCUGCCAAUCUGGUGCGAGGGAGCACAGCCUCGCUCACAGCUGAAGGCUCGUUGUCAGCAUCACUGCCGUGCGCCGUAGCUCCGAGAUUGACCCAGCUCAGCACUCAGAACCUUGCGAACACCGCCUGGGAUCCGGCAGUGCCGGACAAAGCUCAGAAGCCUCUGCUCGCUCUGGCAUCCUCCACAGCACUCCGGCGGCUUACCUGGAUGGAUCACUUGCAUCCGCCUGACCGCUCCGAGCUGGUGGCCAGAUGUACUUUCAUCCUUUCUGUCGCCUGGGCCAUGGCCUUUACGGACCUCUUGGAAGACGAGGCCAGCCGAAGGCAACACGCAACUGGGGUGACCUUUUCCAUUCUAACGGCAUUCGCGAUCUCACAGUCACAACAGUGA
Messenger RNA from Symbiodinium natans, 669 nucleotides. The record is from the annotation of a GenBank genome assembly. NCBI's taxonomy places the organism in Eukaryota, Dinophyceae, Suessiales, Symbiodiniaceae.